GGUUUAUGCAUCUGUGGGGGGGGGGGGUUUGGGUUAUGCAUAACUGGGUAUGCAUAAGCUCACAGCAACAACCAACAACCAACAACAACAACAACCAACAAACAACACAAACAUCAACAACGAUGGCCAAGAAACAAAACAGUCCGACUUCAACAACUAUCACAAACAGCCCAUGUCUAACUGACUCAACUCAACAACAACAACCAAAAACAAAAACAGAAAAAGAACCAAAGAGCUAUCCUCCCUCGAUCACCUCUCUACCCACCUCUCAAAACGGAUCAUUCUCCUACCACCACCAACCAAACCAAUCCCAAUCAAACCAACAACCGAUCCUACACAGAUGUCGAUUCACUGACUUCACCCCAGCUACCAUCACUGCCAUCGCCUGCUCACCACCCACCUGGGACUCAGCCUACCACUUUGCCAGCUCAUCAAACCAGCAACAUCCAGCAAACCCACAUCGAGGUCUGCUAGCAGUCGGAAGAGGCAAUGGGGAUAUCCAACUAUGGAUCUGGCUCAACGAACCCUACCAACAACAACAACAGCAUCAACAAAACAAACCACUUCAUCAUAGAAAGAAACUCAACUCACCCACCUCCUCCCCUCAAGCUUGGACUCUCUAUCGCACCCUCCCUGGACAUCUACCCUCCAAGAACGGCCCCAAGAACACUCACUCUCAAUCCAGCUCAAAAGUCGAACAUCUCAUCUUCACCCAUCAAUUCAUACCCUCCGACUUCGAGCCCGAAGAUGAUCCUCAGAUCGAUCACGAUCUGAUCAAAACUAUGGCCCGUACUCCCCCCAGAUUACUAGGAACUAAUGGGGCUGAUGAGGUUCUCGAGUGGGAAUGGGAUGGCCCAAAAGCUGGGACGAUCAAGCGCACGCUCGCCAUGCCGCCCUCGGUUGCCAUCUGGUCUCUGUCAGUCUCACCAGGAUCGACGAGACUGGCGAUCGGCUGUGACGAUGGAGCGAUCCGAAUCGCCAACAUUGCCGACAACCAACUAGAACUCAUCCGAAAGUUGGACCCAUGCAAAACCCGUCUCUUGAGUCUCUCCUGGGGCAUCCUUCCUGGAUACGCUGCUUCUUCACCAACAGGCUCGACUAAUACCUAUCCGAUCGAACCUCCCGACUCUCAUCUCUUUCUGGUUGCCGGUUGUGCUGACUCCAGUCUCCGGAAAUGGGCCGUUAGCUCUGGCAGAUGCGUCAACCGAAUGACCGUCGAAAAACUUCAGGGUGAACAGACUUUGGUGUGGACUGUCGCGAUCGUCAACGGUACAAUCAUCUCGGGUGAUUCGGUUGGCAAUGUACAUUUCUGGGACGCCAAGUCGUGUUCGCGUCGACAGACGAUCCGAGCCCAUCGAGCGGAUGUGUUAUGCAUAGUAGCCUCGCCGGAUGGCCAAUCGGUAUUCACCUCUGGAGUAGAUCAGAAGACCUGUCAAUUAACUCUGAACAUCCAGCAAGCCCAAAAGACAGGAGCAAUCUCCCAAUCCCGAUGGUUAUUGUCCGCCUCCAGAAGAUUGCACUCGCACGAUGUCAGAGCACUAGAGCUCUCGCCGCCCUACAACCCGCUCCUAAACUCAGCCUCCGCCUCCACAUCCACCACCACCACCUCUUCGUCGUCGUCGUCGCUCAAGUUCAUGAGCCAAGAUGUUCAUGGAAUGGUACCCGUACUCAUCUCGGGCGGUCUGGACAUGUCCUUAGUCUUAUGUCCCGCCGGGCCACCCAGCUCGAGCAUGUUGAGUGGCAGGGUGAACUUCAACCACCUCCCCAACCCGGUCUCAGACUCCUUCUCGGUCUCCUUCGCCGACUCGAUGCAGCGCAAGAUCUCCUACGCCACCCAGCGCGAACCCGUCGUCAAUCUCAGCCCGCUUGCCCAUCUCCUCGUCUGUCGAAACUCGCAACGGAUCUCCAUCUGGCAUCUCCGAUCUUCCGUCUCUUCUGAUCCCCAUCUCUUCCUCAAAGCUGGCCGUCAAAAAUCCGCUCAUCUACUUGCUCAUGACGAUGAUGAUCAUGGUGAUGCUGGGCAAGCUGCUUGGGCUAAAGUAGUCGAAAUGGACUUGAAAUGUCGAACCAACUUGAUCACUUCGGCCAUCUCAGCCGAUGGACGAUGGCUUGCGGUCUCCGACCUAUACGAAGUGAAAGUGUUCUACUUGCACAAAGUCGAUGAGGUAAUUCAACCGCGACGGGUGAAAGGAUUUGAGGCGUUUCCGAGCGAGUGCGGGAAGAAGAAAGGGUCGAUGAGUCAGGGGGCCCGAUCGAUCGAGUUCUCGGCGGAUUCGAGCCGUUUGGUGCUUGCCGGAAGUCUGUCGAGCGAUGUGGUGGUCAUGAGCUUGGGGUUUCUAGACGGAGCGCCCCAGAUCAAGCUCUUGAGAGUCUUCCCCCAUCGCGCGUCGCCCCGGUUGGUCGAUCUUGUCGACCUGCAAAGACCCGUCAUCACUCCUUCCUCCAUCAUCGCUACCACGCCUUCCCUCGAAAACGCCUCUACUUCCCCUUCUUCUCCCUCUUCUUCUUCUUCUUCCUCUGGAGAUCUGGAUCCUUCUGGUCUUCCUCAUCCUUCCAACUCUGAGUUCUCUCUCGUCGAUCACUCCCCGCUCUCGUUUAUCUCCAAAAUCGCUAUCAGUCCUGAUGGACAAUGGCUCGCUACUGCCGAUUCUAGAAAAACUUUGCAUAUCUUUAAUUUGGAUUCCAUGAAGCAUCAUUGUUAUUUGACGAUGCCGGGAAUGUUGGUGAACUGUCUCGCGUUUCCAGGCACGAUGCCAUCGAUGAUUGUGGUUGGCUUUGCGACGAACGAGCUGGAGGUGAUUGAUGUCGAGAGUCGAGAGCGGCCCUCAUGGGCCGUCGAACUCAGCCAUAGCAAUCAAGGCCAGAUGGCGGGUCUUCGGGAGAUGCGGGACUCGAUGAUCGGGAUCGAGUUCGGGCCUCUUGGUAGCAGCAGUAGUAGUAGCAACCGUCAUCAGAAAACAACGGAUGUGGUAGCCGGCGACCAGCCCGGUCUUCCUAAACCUUCGACGGAUCAUUCUCGGCCCAUCGAAGGGCUGAUUUGGGCGGCUUCAUGGGUGGCCAAGAUCCGGCUCCCUACCACGUCCCCUUCUUCAUCCUCUCCCCUCACCCCGAUGUCGUCGUCGUCUUCUUCUUCUUCGUCUGUCUUAGCCCCGUCGGCUCUGCUGCCUCCGUCGACUCUCAAACGGCCCCGAGAUUCGUCUUCCCCUCUUCCUGAUCCCUUGAUCCCAUCCUCCUCAUCGUCGACGACGACGACGACGAGAAGAAGUCAGGAUCGGUUGACGGUCGCCGUGUCUCGCAAGUAUCAGGCCGUCCUCGCGCUCGGGCUCCUCGACCACCACCAGAUCGUCAUCGUCGAAAGACCCUUCUUCGAUCUCUUGAAUUCCCUGCCCACUGCUCUUCAUCAGCACCAGCACAAUCAUCAAACUCAUGAUUCGCAGACCGGGUUGCCCCCCGUUUGGGUCCGCACUGGCGCCUAUGGAACUUAGUUUCUCACCCGUUUCUUCUGGGUCCUCGGUUUGCUUUGGCGGUUUUCCUUUUGAGGGGAGGGAUGUCAGAAUCAGACAGAUUUCACUUCAUCUACAUCUUCUUCUGUCUUUCCUCUCGAUCAGGUUGCUUUGGUUUCUCUAAUCUCUUCUAAUCUUGUUCUUGUCCCAUUCAUUAGACUUUUUCUUUUUCUUUCUUUUUUUUUGUUUCUUCUUCAAUCUUUGGUCUUAAGAGUAGUUCAAGUUAUUCAUAUUGAUAGAUAGAUAUAUAUAUUUAAAACUUUGGAAAUUUUGAAGGUUUUGAAAUAAUUGGGUGAGAGUUCUUGGGCCAUGUCAAUAAUUAAUGGAUGGAUG
Messenger RNA from Puccinia graminis f. sp. tritici CRL 75-36-700-3, 3836 nucleotides. RefSeq lists its product as uncharacterized. Gene Ontology annotation, biological process: maturation of SSU-rRNA from tricistronic rRNA transcript (SSU-rRNA, 5.8S rRNA, LSU-rRNA). Lineage: Eukaryota; Fungi; Basidiomycota; Pucciniomycetes; Pucciniales; Pucciniaceae. The record is from RefSeq and is a predicted model, not a curated record. The transcript has 6 exons. Gene Ontology annotation, cellular component: t-UTP complex; 90S preribosome; small-subunit processome. The coding region runs from base 6 to 3485 and encodes 1159 amino acids. Gene Ontology annotation, molecular function: protein binding; RNA binding.